CCCAACUCCAGCGAUCCAGAGAACCUGGAGGAGACAGGGAGCACAGCCGACACCGCAGGCCCAGGCAGCAAGGUAAGGGAACCCGCCUCCACCUCCAAGUCCAGGGAAGCCCCAACGGUACGUCGAUGAUAGCACCGAACCCGACGCCCGAGCCUUCCGAAGACUACGUAGCCUCACCAGGUACACGCCCCCGUUGAAACGGCUCUUCGGCCCUCUCGCGAGAGAGUGCCUGGUGGUGCCUCCUUCCUUUCAGCUGUCUUUCUCUCCCCGCCCCCAGAGUGCUCGCACGGCUUCCUCCGGUGGGCGGUAGCCUUGGACGUGGCGGGGCCGGGCCAGCCUGGGCGCCGGGCCUCGGGUGCUCUGCUUAGCUGCUCGGCAGCUGGCCUUCCGCGCCCCCGUCAAGCCCCCGACAGGCCCGGUGCCUUCCCAGUUUGAGGCGGGUCAGGAGAAUGGCUUCAGAGAUUGAGUCGUCGCUCGAGGAGAGCUUCUCGUCCAGCGGUGCUAUGUCAGGCGCCUCAGCGUUUCUGCCUCCGGCUCGCUCCCGCAUCUUCAAAAUAAUCGUGAUUGGCGACUCCAAUGUGGGCAAAACGUGCCUGACCUACCGUUUCUGCGCCGGCCGCUUCCCUGACCGUACCGAGGCUACUAUCGGGGUGGACUUCCGAGAACGAGCGGUGGAGAUUGAUGGGGAGCGUAUCAAGAUCCAGCUAUGGGACACGGCGGGACAAGAACGAUUCAGAAAGAGCAUGGUACAGCACUACUACAGAAAUGUACAUGCUGUUGUCUUCGUGUAUGAUAUGACCAACAUGGCGAGUUUUCAUAGCCUGCCGUCUUGGAUAGAAGAAUGCAAACAGCAUUUGCUAGCCAACGAUAUACCAAGGAUUCUUGUUGGAAAUAAAUGUGACUUGAGAAGUGCCAUUCAGGUACCCACAGACUUGGCACAGAAAUUCGCUGACACGCACAGUAUGCCUUUGUUUGAAACCUCUGCUAAAAACCCCAAUGAUAAUGACCAUGUGGAAGCUAUAUUUAUGACCUUGGCUCAUAAGCUUAAGAGCCAUAAACCAUUAAUGCUUAGUCAACCCCCUGAUAACGGAAUUACCCUGAAGCCUGAACCAAAGCCUUCAAUGACGUGCUGGUGCUAAAUAACAGUCUUUAUUAUACUAUCUAAUUUUGACGACAAAUACUUUUGAAGUAUGACAGUGAAAAGUCAUAGAAUUUAAUCUGAAACAUAAUGGAUGGUCCUGACACUUUACUUUUUAUCAUUGUCAUGCUUAUUUUUGUGUUUUGUACCUACUUAAUCAAGUUUGUCAGGGUGACAACACAAGGAAAAAGUUUUCAAGUGAGGUUGAAAUGAGGUUAGGAUGAAUCAGAGCAUCUUUCCAUUGAGAGCCCAAUGAAGGAAGCUUCACAUGAGAACAUGAUGGAAUUUUAAGAGUCACUAAUUGUUUAAUCCUGUGUUCCUGGGAUUGAAAAAAUAUAUUAAGGGUUUAGUAUAUUUGUUGGUAUGUCCUUUGAAUGAGAAGUGUUCUCAAUAGGAUAAAAACUGAUAUUUGCCUCUCCCUCAAGUUGUUUCUUUGUAUUAUUGGUUUAUGUAAUUGCAUUAUAAUUGGUAUAUUUUAGAGCCAAGACUUUAGUUCUAGUGGGAAGAGAAGGUGUAAAAUGUUUUCUGGUUCUCAGUCCAUAAAGAAUGACUUUUCCAACAGUUCUAGAUGAUAUAUAUUUCUAAUCAAUAUCAAUCAGGUCUACAAAAAUUAUUGUUAUUUUUAAAAGAGUAAUUUGAAUUGUUUUCUUACUAAAUUCUUUAAAAUAUGCAGAAGUAAAUCAGAUUUUAAUGCAAAAGACAUGACAUAAUAAGGUGCUUUAUACUUUGUUUUGGUAUUUUUAAGCGGUGAAAAACUAAC
Molecule: messenger RNA, 1898 nt
Organism: Camelus dromedarius (Arabian camel)
Lineage: Eukaryota; Metazoa; Chordata; Mammalia; Artiodactyla; Camelidae
Gene: RAB33B
Product: RAB33B, member RAS oncogene family
Exons: 3
Coding region: 450-1139 (229 amino acids)
Biological process (GO): Rab protein signal transduction; regulation of exocytosis
Molecular function (GO): GTPase activity; GTP binding
Source: RefSeq, a predicted model, not a curated record